Tripterygium wilfordii is the source of this 1644-nucleotide messenger RNA. RefSeq names its product RHOMBOID-like protein 13. Gene Ontology annotation, molecular function: serine-type endopeptidase activity. The transcript is spliced from 2 exons. The record is from RefSeq and is a predicted model, not a curated record. Gene Ontology annotation, cellular component: membrane. Bases 474 to 1283 code for a protein of 269 amino acids. NCBI's taxonomy places the organism in Eukaryota, Viridiplantae, Streptophyta, Magnoliopsida, Celastrales, Celastraceae.
UGGGGAUAGGGCAAAAGACCCAAAAGAUUCAGGGCAUCUUUGUAAUGUUAAUUCGAUUUUGAAAUUUUGACAAAAGAGGAUGUAUUUGCAAAACCAGAAAGUUUAAGCCACCGAAGCCGCAGCAGGAAGGUCUGAGUAUCGAUUUGGAAUGUCUCAGGUUUCGUUUCGUGUUGAGAUGGUCGGAUUUGUGAAAGUUCUUAGUUUGUAGUGUUCUUGUGAUCUGGGCAUCUUGAAAUUGGUGAGAUUUGAUUUGGGUGCUCUGCGUUACAUGAAGAUCUUUGGGGUUUAGAGGUGAACCCAUGAUUGGCUUGAUUUUUUGGAGCUAUUGUUUUACCAGCGUUACUAUGUUAGCAUCUUAAUCCCUGAAUUAUUGAAUUUAGCGUUUUAAACUGCUGAACUGAAGGAUUAAGAAAAAAGAACAGAACUGAAGUAUUUGCAGAAAGGAAGUAGAAGGUAUUUUGAAUUUGUUCAAGAUGGGAAUGCCAUUGCAUUAUGAGAUCUUGGAGAAACCAGCUACAACUUGUAUGAUAGGGAUAUGCAGCGCAAUAUGGUUUUAUUUACAGAAAAAGAACAUUGGUUAUUCACAUGUCGGCUUAAGUUAUGAGACUGCUAUUGAAGGGCACCAUUGGAGGAUAAUUACUUCAGCUUUUUCACAUAUUAGUGUUAUUCAUCUGGUUUUCAAUAUGAGUGCACUCUGGAGUCUUGGAGUUGUAGAAAAAUUGGGGAACAUGGGCCUUGGGGUCACUUAUUAUCUUCACUAUACACUUAUCUUGGUAGUCUUUUCUGGUUUGCUCGUUUUAGGGAUGUAUCAUGUAUUAAUACAAAGAUUCAAGCUUGAGUAUUUCCGUAGAGUCACAGCAGUUGGAUAUUCUUGUGUCGUCUUUGGGUGGAUGACGAUUCUCUCUGCAAAGCAGCCAUCUUCAAAAUUGGAUCUAUUUGGAUUUCUUUCACUUCCUAUUAGUUUUGCACCUUUUGAAUCACUUGUAUUUACUUCCAUUAUUGUACCACAAGCUAGUUUCCUGGGGCAUUUAUCAGGGAUCAUUGUUGGGUACGCUAUAGCUUGGGGAUUGAUUCAUGGGAUGAACAAUUUCUGGGCAAUUUCAAUGCUGGGAUGGAUUGUGGUUGCAUUUGUCCUCAGUUUGAAGCGAUCUGGUGCAUAUGAUUUUGACUUUAUUGAAAUUGAAUCAGUUACAGAUCCGUCCUUGCCUUCUGUGCGGUUCAUUGGAAAUGGUAGAACCUUGCAAAUGAGUGCACUACCAGUUGGCAAUGUUGAACUUGUGUAACUUUCCUGUCAAGGUCUAUGCCAUUUUGGGGUAGUCAGCUUUACAGACUCUGAAGUCAUUAUAUGCUGAAACUAUGCGGUUUUAUCUUCCCAACUAGUUGUUUAUGCUUGGAGCUUCUAGGAUGCUUGUGACCAUCAAAGUAACCAGUUCAGCUACAAUCUUUUGAAUGUAAGAGGACCUAAUGUGUGCUGUUAUUCUGUUACCUUCUCCUGUUGUAUGUGAGAUUAUGGUUUAUGGUCAUCAUUGUUGUCCUGUGAUUGUUGUUGUAUUACUGAACAACUUUUGCUUUUUAAUUUAAAUUUGUUUGUUAAGAAAUCUUGAUACUCCGAUUCUUUUGAAUACCUAACAUGUUAUAAUUUCA